GAUGCGUCUCUCAGGGAGGGAGAAUCGAACCUGAGAUCCCGGCGUUUCAUUUUCGUGGAGGAAAAAAAAAAGCUGUUGAGCACCACAGUCCAGGCGCAGUAGGGACUUGUACAUCUGCAGGCAGGUCUCGCUGUUCCGCUGCAAUGAAACCCAGGGCAACAUUUCUGUGGACUUGUACUUUUGCGAUUAUCUUUAUUGUGAUGGAAUCUCCUUCAGCUUCAAAGACACCGAAUAAGAUGAAUUCUAGAAACUGGGGCCCACAGUCCAUGAUGUACCUUAAAGGAAAAUAUGGGAGAAGAUACGUUUCCGACUAUGAUGAAGAUCAAUUUGAGAAAUUUGGGUUGAAUAACUGGAACGCGCUUCUAAAAGGAUACCAAAAAUUAAGGCCAGUGGAGUAUAAAAACAUCAGAAGAAUGCUGACAGCUGAAAAAGUAGAGAUUCGGUACCUCGAGUAGCAUAACAACAAUAAUGACUGAUCUUCUGUCUUGUUGCUCGAAGUCAAGGACAUCACCAGUGGACCUGCUGCUGCUCAGGAUCCUCACUCUGUGGAUAAGCCUUGUCUGUCAGUCAGUCUUGAUCAGUUAUGUGUUCAUGUAAAUCCAUUUGUGGAAUACAAACGGAACAUAUGUACAGUGUAAUUUGCAACACUUAUUUUCAAUUUGCUUUUUGUGUAAUACAUCAUUUCUUCUAUUGACACUGAAUGUUGCACUUAAACUUUGUGUUCUUGUCUGUUUAAGAGAACAUUAACUGUAAUGCUAUUAAAUAACAUCCAAAACUGUGUCAAAAGCAAGAAUAUAUAAUGAUUUAUAUACCCUGUUAUGAAACAACAUUUAAGCACAUUUGGCUUGUUGGCACAUUUAGCUUAUUGAAUACCUCAUUCCUAGGCAUGAUGUCUCUCAGGUCCUGUUCAGAUAUAUUCCUGCUUUGUAAGUUAUGCUAUUGUCCUAUGGAGACUGUCCUGGCAAGAAAAUACUUGAUCAAU
Lepisosteus oculatus (spotted gar) is the source of this 982-nucleotide messenger RNA. RefSeq names its product spexin prohormone 2-like. Gene Ontology annotation, molecular function: neuropeptide hormone activity. NCBI's taxonomy places the organism in Eukaryota, Metazoa, Chordata, Actinopteri, Semionotiformes, Lepisosteidae. The record is from RefSeq and is a predicted model, not a curated record.